UCGGGACGGCGCACCUCUCCCUCUUCUCGGCAAAAGCCUAGGCUACAGGAACCACCUAUUCCUAGUCCAAUUCGAUGGAGGGCGGCUCCAGUGCGUCGUUGUCGAGCAAGUCGGCGGCGCCGGCAAGGAAGAGGAAGCCGGGGACAUGGGGGAGGCUCCCGCGUGUCCCGCGCGCCGCGACCCAUGCCAUCAAGGAAAGGGGGGAGCUGGGGAUAUGGUUCAUAACGCCUGAGGAGUUGCAGCGGCAGGCCCUGGAGCGUGCCAACGAGCUGGAGAAGAUGGACGACAGCGGGUGCGACACGGAGGAGGCCAAAAUCGCCUUCCGGGCCUUCAAGGAGGAGAAUCUCCGCUUGGACCGCUGGAUCGCCAAGGGCUGGCCGGAGCAUAUAGUCGUCAACCGCAACCCGCAGCCCAGCGACAUGGAGGAAGAGUAUCUGACCGCCGAGGACAUGGAGGCACGCUUCUCACAUCGUAACCCCACUCAUGGAGCACAACUAAAACACUUUGCUUGCCUUGCCUUGGCACAUUACAAUGCCACAAAGACCGAGCACAAGUUUGACCUUGGUGAAGCCUUGACAUCUAACUGGUUUUCUGAGGCGUGUGGGACGACAUAUGCUCAUGUCAACUUCACGGCCAUUCCCCAGAAGAGUAAUCACCCUACGAAGAGGUUAUUCUUCGUUGAGCUCAUGCUCAUUCCAGAGCUCCAGAUGGAGGAGGAUACCGAGCCUAUGCGUGUGCUGCAUGUCUCGACUAUUGAUGAUGUUCCCUGUUAUGGAAAAAACCUGGAGUUCACCAGGCUGGCUGAAGUUGUGAGGCUGGGAGGCUGAUGGUGCUGCUACUGGCUGAUCCUUCUUCUUUCAGUUUUUGUUCAUCAUUUAUCAAGCCGUUGGACCAGGGCUACUUCCCUAUGU
Molecule: messenger RNA, 911 nt
Organism: Triticum aestivum (bread wheat)
Lineage: Eukaryota; Viridiplantae; Streptophyta; Magnoliopsida; Poales; Poaceae
Exons: 4
Coding region: 75-827 (250 amino acids)
Source: RefSeq, a predicted model, not a curated record